AUGGAGAGCAAUAAGAAGAAAGGCUACGGGUGGGCAAUUUCUGCUGGAGUCAACGCUGCUUUGGCUGCCAUUUCCGCCAAAUUCUUCUCGUCCCAGCUUAAGUAUGGCCUUGUAAUAUUUUUCAAUGUUAUAAUGUGGGGAUGCUAUGUUAAUAGCAUGAAGGCUCUUUCAUCUUUACAAGCUACAGUGACAAACUUUGCCACCAACUUCCUCUGUUCUGGACUUGCUGGAUUCUUCCUAUUUGAGGAGGCACUACCCGCUAAGUGGUUUGCAGAAUUUUGUACGAGACGGAUGAAGAUCAUUUCCGGGAAGGUAUUUUGCCGAGGGAUAAUGAGAUGUUCUGACCUUUCUUUUAGAUAUUAUGUUUCAUUUCAUCCCACUUUUGGUUCGCAGCCAGGGUUUCUGUGGUCUGGGAUGGAUGAUAGUGGACAUCGCGAAAAUGGAAGGAAUAAACCACCUCAGGGUCAGUGGUUUAUGCAGCAUCAACCAUCGAUGAAACAGAUAAUGGGCAUUAUGGCUGAAAGGGAUGCUGCAAUCCAAGAAAGAAAUUUGGCCCUUUCUGAAAAAAAGGCUGCUCUAGCCGAGCGAGAUGUAGCUAUCCUACAGCGAGAUUCUGCAAUAGUGGAACGUAAUAAUGCCAUAAUGGAACGAGACAAUGCUAUUGCUACUCUUCAAUAUCGUGAAAACGCCAUGAAUAGUGGCAAUGUGUCACAAUGUCCAUCCGGAUGCCAAAUUUCACGUGGGAUGAAACACAUACCCCAUCUUCAGCAGCACAUACACACUCAGUCCCACUCCCACAUGGGUGAAGCUCCAUAUGAUACCGGGGAUACACACAUAAAUGAUACCAUUCCAUUGUCCCCAAUAGCUCCCGAGCCUACAAAGUCCCAUCGUACAAAACGUACAAAUGAGGCGAAGGCAGUAACAUCUACUAGGAAGACUACAAAAUCAUCGAAGAAAGUAAAACAGGAAAGUGAGGACGUUGACAGAACAUUGUUUAGAAAGUCACAAGAAGGAAAAAGUGGACCCAAUAUUGGUGUCAGCAGUAACGAACUAAAUAGGCAACUCGGAGAGGAAAGGCCAGAAUGGAAGGGUCAGGACCUUGGACUGAACCAGGUUGCAUUUGACGAGUCGACCAUGCCCGUACCCGUCUGCUCUUGCACUGGAGUUUUGAGGCCGUGCUACAAAUGGGGUAAUGGAGGUUGGCAAUCUUCAUGUUGCACAAUGAGUUUGUCAAUGUAUCCACUGCCAGCAGUGCCUAACAAGCGACAUGCUCGAGUUGGUGGUCGGAAAAUGAGUGGAAGUGCGUUUAACAAGCUGCUCAGCCGUCUUGCUGCAGAAGGUUACGAUCUCUCAAAUCCAGUUGAUCUUAAGGACCAUUGGGCUAAGCAUGGGACAAACCGCUAUAUAACCAUUAAAUAA
Fraxinus pennsylvanica is the source of this 1419-nucleotide messenger RNA. NCBI's taxonomy places the organism in Eukaryota, Viridiplantae, Streptophyta, Magnoliopsida, Lamiales, Oleaceae. The record is from the annotation of a GenBank genome assembly.